CAUCAUUAUACAUAAUGCAUAUAUUUAAUGUAUGUUCAUACACUGUGUGUGAUACUUACAAUUAUACAAUUCUACAUACACAUACGUAAGGACAUGCGCAUAUUCGUGUUAACGUGGGAUUUUUUUGAUAUCAAAUAAGAUAUUGAAGAAUCUAAUAAUUAUAAAGGAAGAAUAUAUAAUCUGCUUGAAACUAUUGUUUUGGGACGUUAUGCAGAAUCUUUGGGCUGGACUGCUGAGAAAUACAUAGCUACACGACUGUAGCUGAUGAACCUUUUUUUAUACUACUGGCCAAUACGAUGCAUGAAUAGUAAUAAUUUAAAAGCUGGUGUAAUUAUAACGGUAGUUUUGAUAAUCGUAAAUAAUCUUGUUCCAGUGAAAAUAUAACCUCACAUUUACUAGGACUUAUUGUUCCUUAUAUGAUUUCCAGUGUAUCACCUGUCUUCUUAUCACUUAACACACAUAAAAUACAUACAAAUUGCGUUCUUUAAUAUUAUAAUAUAUUCUAUUUGUAUAGACAUUAUCAAUGAAAAUUAUCUUUUUAAUUGCAUAUUUGAUAUAAUCCAUAAUAUCGAUGUACAUAUUUCCUAUGUCGAUGUUCAACAGUAUUGCCCAUAUCGUAUAUCCUCAGUGGCAUCUUUAUGAUCUCUUUAUCUUUUUAAAUAUAGAUACAGAACUUAUAUAAAGAUGACAUAUUUGUCUUUUUUCUUAAACGUUGUCCACAAGACAACGAUAUAUAUUUUACUUCUAAACAAUUUGCAAAGUUAGUGAAUCUUAACUUUGCAUUGCUAGUGACGGUUCUUAUGUUAAUUAUUUAGUUAAUUGUUUUGUGGUAUUUGUGGUUCCUGAAGAAAGAAUACGUUGUUAUACAAAAAAAAAAAAAUAGUUUAUUGCUUUAUAUCGAAAGUGUGUAAUGGGUGAUCUUUCUAUUCGUGGAUCAACUAUGCAAAAUUUUGACGAUCUCGACAUAGAAGGGCGCAAUCCCUCUCAUCUUUCAGAAGAAGACAAGGAAAAGGAAGAACAUGAUCGGAAACGUUUGAUGCGAAGCAGUGUAACUGCUGAAGAUGGUACGCUGAGACCUGUGUAUUCCAAAACGGAUGACGGUGACAUAUGGUGUCACAUUUGUAAUAUUGCUCUGUUUGGAGCACAUAAAUUGAUAAGUCAUAAUUCGUGUAAUCGUCAUAAAAUUAAGUUGGACGAAUGGCCAUAUCCGGUGUUACUAUGGUCAAAACGUUCUGACAUUGCGAAAACAACUGUUCCUGUACAGUCAACUGCUAUUACGGAUACUUUAGCUCCUGGUGAACCAGUACCACCAGGUAUGGAAGAUCAAUUAACAAGAACGACGACAAUUCAAGUGAGUUUAGAUCGUCAUAGAAGUUCACCACUCGUUGGUCUUGAAUAUUUACUUGAACUUGUGGACAAUGAUUCCUGCGAACCCAGUUAUACAUGUGUAUUGUGUGAUAAACGUGGUGAUCCACGUACCGUUAUGGCUCAUAUUACCAGUUAUAAUCAUCGAAUAACAUAUUUGAAUAGACAUUUUCCAACAAUAUCGCGAGCUAUUACUGAAUUACCGCGUACUUCUAAUUACAAACGUGGAGCUAAUGAAAUAUCAGUGUUAGCAGCAAAAAAAAUAGAAGAACGAUUCGGAAGACUACAACCUCAAUUGGUAGACAAAAAUCAAUUUGAAAAAAAUAAAAUGCAAUAUAUAAAAAGGGUAUUUCAAGACUAUCAUUUUAGGGAAACACCUGAGUUAACAUUUAUGGAAGUUUACGAUGUGAGAUGGGUGACAAACUUUGAAGAAAAGAUGGCUGAAAUUGCUGGUAAUAAUGGUAAUAAGAAAGAUUCUCAAUCAUCCGAAGAGAAAACAGAUGGCAAAUUUAAAAAGGAAGAUAAGAAGCUAGAAAGAUUAUCACCGAAGAAAACAGAUUCUAAACAAGAUGUUACAAAGUCGGUUUUCAAGAUACGUAUUCUUACCAAGGAUAAAUUAAAUUUACGUAAACCCAGUGAAAAAAGUACGGACAGUUUAAAAAAAUCACCUAAACGUCCAUCCGAUGAAACAAAGUCCCUAUCAUCUUUAUCAAGUAUAUCAAGCAGUCCAUCGCCAUCGCGUUCAAGGUCACGUUCUCCUGUUCGUGGUAGAAGGAGUAGUGUAUCGGAUAAGAGUAGUAGCAAGUAUCGUACAAGAUCACGAUACUCUCGUGAUGAUCGUUCACGUUCUCGAUCACGCUCACGUUCUCGAUCACGAUCACGUUCAUUGGAACCACUUCGGGAACGGGAUAAGUGGGAUAAGUAUCGAGAACAGAUCAGACGAGCUGAGGAGACUCUUGAUCGUGCAUUAAAAUUUCACGAAAAGAAUCCUGAGAAACAUCCUUCGUAUCCAGAUGAAUGGAAAAAAUUCUGGAACAGACGAUACAAAGAAUUACAAGCCGAUGGCAAGGACCCAAGUAAACAUGACUUCAAACCAGAAUGGAUUGAAUUCUGGAACAAACGAAUGCGCGAGAUUCACAAUGAACAGUUACAACAAAGAAAGGAAGAAAUAAGAAAACGAUUGGAAUUGUCAGAAGAAAAACCUCCCGAGAAGUGGAUUCCACCGUCAAGUAGACGCGAUAGAUCACCACUUCCCUCAAAACGUAGCAGACAUCGUAUUGAUAGUGACGAUGAGGUAGAAUACGUAGGUACAAAAACAGUUAAAACAGAUUAUUACGAUCGUCACGAUACACGAGAAAGGGAAUACCUUUAUUCUUCUUAUUCGCGAGGAAAAAGUAGUAUGUAUCGUAAUUAUUAUUCUCGAAUUGCACCACGUACCAGACCUAUCCAUUAUGCGACACCCUAUCCUGUAAAAGAUAAAUCACCGAGUCCACCGCCAAAGGAGGAAGUACUGAGCGAAGAUUUAGAAGUGGUAGGAUUAUUAAGACUUCUGACAGCUCUGGAGGGUCAAUUAGGCUCGUUAGGUCCUAAAAUAGUGUCACUUUUAUCGCGAGCAUUAGCCGCUGAAAAAGCUAAGCCCAAUUCUGCUGAAGAAUUGCUUUACGACGAAGAAGUUAAUGUAUUGUUCGAAACAGUUAAAGAGAAGUUAAAGGGACAGCUUUUUGCUGGCAUGAUCGAAAAAAUGGCUAUCGCUCCGACGAAGACAGCGAUACAAAAUAUAGCCCAAUUAUUACACAAGGCAACUGAAAGUAAGAAAAAGAUGGAAGAGGAAAAAAAGAAAAAACACGAACUUUUGGAAGCAAGUAGAACUAGCAAUUUUCUAAGUGGAAGAACUGUGUAUCCUAGACCUAUAGAGAUGAUUACACCACCAAUUCAUUCCGAGCCAGUCACUGUUCCUGGCGUUGGUACUGUAGAUAAAGUUGCAAUAGCUCAUCAAAUAGCUGCUGCUCUUGUUGCACAAGGUAGAUCGAAUGUGUCUCAGGAAGAAUUAGAAACAUUAAUUAAUGCGGUAGUUGGUAUGGCUGAAGCAUCAAAACACUCGGACAAGCCUGUUACUACGGCUGAUUUUGUGAAAAGUUUGCCUAGUGGUGGUACCGGUGUUGUAACUAGUAGUAUUACAAGUGGUGUCACAAGUGGUAUCACAAGUGGUCUCGCAACUGGAACUAGCACUGGCACUUUUCAAAAUAGUAUAUCGACAUCCGUGUCUACUUUGAAAACCCCGACAUUAACAGAUACCGUAGAUCAAGUUUCAAGAAUGGAGAAUUUAUCGGAUACUGAUUUAAAGACAUUAUUACAAAAUUUUAAAGAUCUGAAUACUCACGAACAACACGGUCUUAUAAAUUUUCUGAAAAAAUUAGAAGCUACUGACUUACCCAGGGUAGAAAAAUUAAGAGCAUUCGUUAAUUUAAGCAUAGCAAUACCUUCUAGUUUACCACAAACAAAAAAAUCACCUACACCUGAACUAAUCGAAUUGUCGACGACGACGACGAGUAAGACUAACAGAAAAGCUUCGCCAUUUUCAAUGCGUAAGGGAAAUCAAAAUCCGUCUGAAGAAGAAAACAAGUGGAUACCUAAAUUAGAUAUGUUUGCUAACGAUGACGAGGAAGAACAACAACAACAACAACAAAAGAAGGAAGAAGAUAAGUCAAAAGUGAAAUUAGAAUUAUCAGACGACGACGACGAUUAUAGUUUCGAGGACAUUUACAAAGCAGCUGAUAAAAAUGUAAACGAAAGUGAGAAAGGAAAGAAAAAGACACGUGCUUUUUCUAAAUCUAUUUCAAAAUCACCUCGUUCCUGGUCCCGAUCACGUUCACCUUCGCGUUCACGAUCACCAGCAACAAGGACCUCGGACGUCGCCAAAUCUAACGAUCCCAAUGCGAUCCUAAAUGAAACUAAACGUUUAAUAGCUAAUAUUAUGGGCGACCUCCCAAACAAAUACGUACCAAAAUCACAUAUAAAUUUUGCUAAUGAAAAUUCGGAACAACGAUCCUCAGCUUCAAAGAUGAUAGAUCAUAGUUCAUCAUCGAUAGCUACUCCGAUGCAACAAAACUUUUAUAAUCAAAAUUAUGAUGCACCAACUAAUCAACCACCACGACCACAAGCUCCACCGUUAACUUAUCCGAACGUUCCUAAUCAACAAUUCUCUAAUUAUCCACCUCAACCACAAGUUUUUGGUACUAAUCAGAAUUACAUGGACAAUGGUUAUAAUUAUCAAGGAUAUGGUGGCAACAUGAAUGAUCAAAAUCAAUAUGGUCCACCGUCGACUAUAUCACAAAACCAGUAUUCUCCACAGCAAGCAUAUGGUGCUUCCACUGGAUAUGGUGGCCCUCCGAGUGGUCAUCCAUCCGGAUAUCCUCAACAACAACAAUCACCUCAACAACCACCGCAACAAACUCCAUAUGGAGCGUAUUCGCAACAGCAACGUUUCUAUUAAAUAAACACAUUUCAUUCUAUAGAUAGUACUCUAACUAACAACGCGUUUGUCGAUAAGAGAAGGCCAACGAUUAAUAACAAAUUUUAUACAAAUCUCAUUCGAAAUAAUCGAUCGAAACCAAUGUCUUUUACUAUUCAAUCGAUUCAAAGUGAAAUUAUAUUAACAAUUUGUUGUUUCGUCAUCAAAAUAUUACGUAUUACGUAUUACGUACUUAUACGGCAAAGGAAUUUUUUCAUGACAUUUAAGAAUUUCAUUCUUUUAACAAACAUUUAUUUUUGUUCAACUUCAAAAAAGCAAACCAAUUAACUAAUAUUAACUACGUUUUCCAAUGAACACUUCUUCAUUUUUCUUUUUCUCUCGUUCGUCAUGACACCUUCUAACGUUCGAGAGAUUUUGAAGUAUUGUUACAUUGGCUUAUUUUCUUUAUAUACGUGGGUAUCAUCUGUUAAAACGUUUUUUUCUUUUCUUUCUUUCUUUUUCCUUACAACAUUAUUGUCUCGAGAAUAAUCGCGCAAAACCUAUCUCUUUUCUUAACGUGAAAAUUGUACAACAAAAGUGAAUGUCAACGAAUGAAUGUGUUUUAUAUAACUGUUUCGUGUGUGUGCGUGUGUGUAUGUGUGUAUGUGUGCCCGAUCAAUACGUCCUGCGUAGUAAAAGAGUAAGUAAUAAUGCAGUGUGUUAUAUUGAACUGUACAAAAUAUAUAUAUACACAAACACACACACACACUUAUAUAUAUAUACAUAUAUAUAUAUAUAGGAUAAUUCUUAAUUCUCUUGAUCAACAAAUUUGAAGGAAUGGUAAAAGUAUACUAAUGUAAAACAAUUAAAUUGUUGUUCAAUAAGCUUUUAACAAUUUCAUUUU
Messenger RNA from Polistes dominula (European paper wasp), 5720 nucleotides. RefSeq lists its product as uncharacterized. The record is from RefSeq and is a predicted model, not a curated record. NCBI's taxonomy places the organism in Eukaryota, Metazoa, Arthropoda, Insecta, Hymenoptera, Vespidae.